AUGUGUUGCAAAUACACCAUUACUUUUCGAUUCACUAUCAUCCGUGCAUACCUCGUCACCGAUCAAACAUUCCGCAGUCUCUGUCGUCUUUGGUCCAAUACAGCGUCCCUACCAACGUUUAUCUCUCUCAACCAUAAAUCGUACCUGACCCCCGGCCAUCAGCGCCAGCCAGCAAUCAAUCAGUUCCCCGAUCUUCGUCACCAUUCGGUUCUCACUCGACACCAAAUGAAAGCAGGAUUCCGGCAGCGGGAACGCACUCAGACUGGCAAUGCUUCUCUCCUUCACAAUUUCCCCAGUCAACUUCUCCCCGAUCCCUGA
Messenger RNA from Chondrus crispus (carragheen), 318 nucleotides. RefSeq lists its product as hypothetical. The coding region runs from base 1 to 318 and encodes 105 amino acids. NCBI's taxonomy places the organism in Eukaryota, Rhodophyta, Florideophyceae, Gigartinales, Gigartinaceae. The record is from RefSeq and is a predicted model, not a curated record. The transcript has a single exon.